AUGACGGCCGGAAUAGAUCAGCAACAAGUCUUGAGUAUGCUAGAAUCCUUUAGCUUCCAAGAUUCGUCGAAUAUGUUGAAUGGUCAGCAAUUCAUUCCUGGCAUUUUAGGAGGGCCAAUGGGUGGACAGUUCAUGAAUGGUCCACCUGGUUCUCAAUUUCAAAAUCAGAAUCAACAACAUAUGCAGGAUAUUUUCUCUUCUAACCAGGCCAAUAAUGCUAGUGGUGGCUCAGGAGGUUCUCAAUCUUAUUCUGAUACCCCUGCUCGUCAAGGCGGAGGAAGUCUUGCUCCUGGAGCCCCAAUUGCUCCUCCAAAUGGUAGCGAUUCUUCUGCUGGCCAGCAAACCAUCAUUAAUCAGGCUCAAGGAGGAGGAUUACCAUCAAUUGCUUCUGGAGGAAUUCAGUUCCAGUGCCCACGCCGACCAAAUCAUGGUGUUGAGGGAAGAGCCAUCAUGCUCAGAGCUAAUCAUUUCGCUGUGAGAAUCCCUGGCGGCACGAUUCAACACUAUACCGUCGAUGUCCAGCCUGAUAAGUGUCCUCGUCGUGUGAAUCGAGAAAUAAUUGCGUGUAUGAUUCGGUCUUUCUCAAAAUUCUUCAACAAUAUUAGGCCAGUAUAUGAUGGCAAACGUAAUAUGUAUACUCGUGAGCCUCUACCUAUUGGUAGAGAAAAAACAGAGUUCGAGGUCACCUUACCAGGAGAUUCGUCUGCUGAGAGACAGUUCACUGUAUCUGUUAAAUGGUGUAGUCAGGUAUCUCUUUCAACUUUGGAAGAUGCGAUGGAGGGACGGGUACGUCAAGUUCCUUUCGAAGCUGUUCAGGCUAUGGAUGUCAUUUUGAGACAUCUUCCAUCUCUCAAAUACACACCAGUGGGAAGAUCGUUCUUCUCACCACCAAUGAGUCCUCAUCAAUCUGCUCCUCAUGGACAAUAUCACACUGAAAGUAAGCUUGGUGGAGGACGUGAAGUUUGGUUCGGAUUCCAUCAGUCUGUCCGUCCAAGUCAAUGGAAAAUGAUGCUCAACAUCGACGUAUCUGCAACUGCUUUCUAUCGGUCUAUGCCUGUUAUUGAGUUUAUCGCCGAAGUGCUUGAAUUGCCUGUACAAGCACUAACUGAACGUCGAGCCCUGUCUGAUGCUCAAAGAGUCAAAUUCACAAAGGAAAUACGAGGUCUUAAAAUUGAAAUUACCCACUGUGGGCAGAUGAGACGCAAAUACCGUGUCUGUAACGUAACCAGAAGACCGGCUCAAACUCAGACAUUCCCACUUCAAUUGGAAACUGGUCAAACUAUUGAGUGCACUGUUGCCAAAUACUUCUAUGAUAAAUACCGUAUUCAGCUCAAAUACCCACACCUUCCUUGCUUACAGGUUGGACAAGAACAAAAGCAUACAUAUCUUCCUCCUGAGGUCUGUCAUAUCGUUGCCGGUCAAAGAUGCAUUAAAAAAUUGACUGAUACCCAAACAUCGACCAUGAUUAAAGCUACAGCACGCUCUGCUCCUGAACGUGAACGUGAAAUUUCAAGUCUCGUUCGCAAGGCAGAAUUUUCUGCUGAUCCAUUCGCUCAUGAAUUCGGAAUCGCUAUAAACCCAGCUAUGACAGAAGUCAAGGGAAGAGUACUUUCCGCUCCUAAGCUUCUCUACGGAGGACGUACUAAAGCAACUGCUCUCCCGAAUCAAGGAGUGUGGGAUAUGAGAGGAAAGCAGUUCCACACUGGAAUAGAUGUCAAAGUCUGGGCUAUUGCCUGCUUUGCUCAACAACAGCACGUGAAGGAAAAUGAUUUGAGAAAUUUCACAGCCCAGCUUCAGCGUAUUUCUAAUGACGCAGGAAUGCCAAUCAUAGGCCAACCCUGUUUCUGCAAAUAUGCUGUUGGUGUCGAUCAAGUAGAGCCUAUGUUCAAAUAUCUGAAGCAAACCUUCCAAGGAAUCCAACUUGUCGUCGUUGUUCUACCAGGAAAAACACCUGUCUAUGCCGAAGUAAAGAGAGUUGGAGACACUGUUCUGGGAAUUGCCACUCAAUGUGUGCAAGCGAAGAAUGUUAUCAAGACUACUCCUCAAACUCUAUCGAAUUUGUGUUUGAAGAUGAAUGUCAAAUUAGGUGGUGUUAACAGCAUUCUUCUACCUGCAGUGCGUCCUCGCAUUUUCAACGAACCUGUUAUUUUCUUCGGUUGUGACAUCACUCAUCCUCCUGCUGGAGAUUCUCGUAAACCCUCAAUUGCUGCUGUUGUUGGAAGCAUGGAUGCACAUCCUAGCAGAUAUGCUGCGACUGUUCGUGUACAACAACAUCGUCAAGAAAUCAUAUACGAUCUCACUUAUAUGGUCCGUGAACUACUUGUGCAAUUCUAUCGCAAUACUCGCUUCAAACCUACUAGAAUUGUUGUGUACCGCGAUGGUGUGUCGGAAGGACAGUUCUUUAACGUUCUUCAAUACGAACUUCGUGCAAUGCGUGAAGCUUGUAUGAUGCUCGAGAGAGGAUACCAACCGGGUAUUACUUUCAUCGCUGUUCAGAAGAGACAUCAUACAAGACUCUUCGCUGUUGACAAAAAGGACCAAGUCGGAAAAGCUUUCAAUAUUCCUCCCGGAACUACGGUUGAUGUUGGCAUCACCCAUCCAACUGAGUUCGAUUUCUAUCUUUGCUCGCAUGCUGGUAUCCAGGGAACAUCUCGUCCAUCACACUACCAUGUUCUUUGGGAUGAUAACGGUUUGACCGCCGAUGAGUUGCAACAACUCACAUACCAGAUGUGUCAUACUUACGUUAGAUGUACUCGAUCUGUAUCUAUUCCGGCUCCAGCUUAUUACGCACAUUUGGUUGCAUUCCGCGCUCGUUAUCAUCUUGUUGAUCGCGAGCACGAUUCAGGUGAAGGCAGUCAACCUUCGGGUACUAGUGAAGAUACUACUCUAAGUAAUAUGGCUAGAGCUGUACAGGUGCAUCCUGAUGCUAAUAAUGUGAUGUAUUUCGCUUAA
Molecule: messenger RNA, 2952 nt
Organism: Auanema sp. JU1783
Lineage: Eukaryota; Metazoa; Nematoda; Chromadorea; Rhabditida; Rhabditidae
Source: the annotation of a GenBank genome assembly